GGUAGUGCACACUACAAGGUUGCUCACCAACCGCCAUUAAACCAAAGAAGAAGAAGAAAAAGAAGAAGAAGCGGGUCAUGUCAUCAUGUCUCCUCACGCCGAAUAAACUCUUUUAUUACAGCUACUGCGAUAUUUGAGAACUAGCACGCUCAGCGUCAAGCUCGCCGGGCCUUGUCAGAGCCGAGACCCGGAUCAGCGGCGGCGGCGGCGUCGUCAUCAAUGGUGUGUCCACAUCCAGGAGAGGUCACCUUGUCCUGCCCGUGCUCCAUGAUCCAUCACCUCAGCCCACGUCACGGCUGCACUUGUAUGGCGUUUGCAAGACGUGAAGGGGAGUUCUGCCCGGCCCAGCACCUGCUGCUUAUUGUGGACAAGUGAACCAGAUACUUGAGAGGCACAAACCUUGCCAACUACACCCACACAGGCUUUCACUGCCAUCCUGUCAAACCCUUAUGAAGAAAGGACAACUUGCAACCUGUCGCCCGUUUUGGGGAGCAGAGGAGGCUUUGCUUUUUAUUUGCAGAGUCUGCUUCUUCCUUUCUGCAUGCAUCCUCUCCUCUCUUUCCACUCAAAAGUCCCCUCCUCUAAUUGACUUCUUUGAAUAGACUGGUCUUUUUUUUAUUUUGUAAAAAAAACAGUACCUUUUUGUAAAACCAACACGCUGCCGCGGUCGCAACAAUGAAUCGACCGGCCGCAGUGGAGAUCUCCUAUGACUGUUUAAGAUUCCUAAUCACCCACAAUCCCACCAAUGCACAACUUGGAAGGUUCAUUGAGGAGCUGAAGGCAUAUGGAGCCAAUACUCUAGUGAGAGUAUGUGCUGCUACCUAUGACACGGCACCAGUGGAACAAGAGGGCAUUCAAGUCCUGGAUAUGCCAUUCGAUGAUGGCUCCGCCCCCCCAGAGCAGCUGGUGGAUGAUUGGCUGAGCCUGUUGCAGGCCAAGUUUCGAGAUGAGCCUGGCGGCUGUGUGGCUGUGCAUUGUGUUGCAGGUCUGGGAAGAGCUCCUGUGCUCGUUGCCCUGGCGCUAAUUGAGUGUGGGAUGGAGUACGAAGAUGCUGUUCACUUCAUAAGACUGAAGCGUCGUGGAGCUUUUAACUCCAAGCAGCUGCUUUUCCUGGAAAACUACAAGCCCAGACUGUGCUUGCGCUCCAAAGAUGCAAACGGUCAGAGCUGCACAAUACAGUAGGGAUGGACAAUAGCAGACUUGAAGGUUCAUGGGACCAGCAAAGCACCUUUUAAUGAUACUGGAUGCUGAAAAUGAUAACUUGUUGUCAAACAUCUCCACUCAUCCUGACAGACUGCGAGUCCCCAAAUGAAUCACAAAGAAAGCUGGAACUGGUUUGGUGUGUAUUCUGAUAAAGUUAAGGUAAAGCACACGUCGUUUAUUAAAUAUGUUUCCCGAAAAUAUAACCAGCUAAAUUGUGUUCUUAGUUUUUGGCUUGAAUUGUAAAUUUGACGUUUCACUGUGCUUUGAUACAUUUGACAGUUUUGAUGUUUUUAUCUAUUUGGUAGCAGAACUGUGCCGAUAGUUGCCGACAAGUAACUCAUGCAUGACACAUUUAAGUAGGUUGUAACUGGCGAGACACGUUUGGCAUCUGUCUGCUAAAGUUACUAUUGUAUGCAUCCUCCUCGUGGUACUGGCAGGUAAGGAGAAUAAAGAUGAUUUAGACAUUG
Molecule: messenger RNA, 1670 nt
Organism: Nerophis lumbriciformis (worm pipefish)
Lineage: Eukaryota; Metazoa; Chordata; Actinopteri; Syngnathiformes; Syngnathidae
Gene: ptp4a2a
Product: protein tyrosine phosphatase 4A2a
Biological process (GO): protein dephosphorylation
Source: RefSeq, a predicted model, not a curated record